UGAUCGCUGGCUGGGGCCUAAUAGCCUGUGUGCCGUGCGGUCUAGAAAUGAGAAGCACAGGCUAAAAGAGUCUCGACAACGAAGAAUCGUUAAGAAGCUCAGGGAGCUCGCAGUAAGUAAGCCAGGAUCCUUCGUUGCGAAAUUGUAGUCCAAUAAGUAUGCCACUGACCGGGCGAUAAAGUUGUGAGAACUUUCACCGCAGAUGCCAACGUCUGGAACUGUUUCUCAGUGCAAACCGUUGCAUGUGGAUCUACAGAGAUUAUAGAAGACGAAAGGGGAAAAGUAAAAGGUGACCAAGCGAUUAGAAGCCGACUAGUUCAUCACUCUGAUCUCUGAUUUCUUCGGGAUACAAUCCGUCUCUGCUAUUGACAGCACCUUCGGUUCUGCUCUUGUUCUGAGUCGAAUCUACAUUGAAACAUGGGGGACAUGAAGCAUCAGAACAGUGUGCUUGCUGCAAUAAUGGAAAAAGAAAAGAGGAAAGUGAUGAUCAAAAGCGUGUUUUUGAAGAUAGAAGACAUCGACACAAUACAGGAGACUUUCAGUGGACUUGUCUUCGUCAAGGCACGCUGGCGUGAGCCCUUGCUGGACAGUUCUACCUCCAGGGACUUGUCUCUACUCAUCACAUCCAACCACCAAGAAAAUGAGGUCGACUUGGAAGAGGAUCAAGAAGAUAUCAGCAAUGUCGUCACUCAAAGUUUUGUGGACGAAUCUGAAUGGCACCUCAAGAAAUUUGUGCAAUGUGAACCAAGAGACCGUUAUAUCCUGGGCUCCAUGAUAUUCCUGUUCCUGGUGGCAGUCUGGCACGGCGUCAUCACAAGACUGGACCACAACGCUUCUGACGAGAUAGACAUGUACGCCUUUAUCGCCUUCAUCAUAUUGUAUGUGGUACUUCACGUCGUAUUCCUCGUCGCCAUGAUGAUUCGGGGUUUCAGCAGACGCCGCGACGUUCACAAAAGGGAACAAGAGUAUUUGAAACGUCUUGCUGCGGCCGGGACUGCCAUGCCCCCGACAACACGAAGGAAAAGACGCCCGUUCUUACACCGCCAGUCGCGGAUCGGGAUGAACGCCUGAGACUGAGUGAUGACCGUUCUUUUCUUCUUUUCUUUUUCUGUCCCUUUCUCGCAUAAUUCUUAGUGCAAUCUUGUUUCGUUUUGUUUUUUAAUUCUGUUAUUAAAGACACUGUUACUGUACAAUCGUAAUCAA
Molecule: messenger RNA, 1203 nt
Organism: Aplysia californica (California sea hare)
Lineage: Eukaryota; Metazoa; Mollusca; Gastropoda; Aplysiida; Aplysiidae
Product: glycine receptor subunit alphaZ1
Biological process (GO): regulation of membrane potential; nervous system process; monoatomic ion transmembrane transport
Cellular component (GO): membrane; synapse; neuron projection
Molecular function (GO): extracellular ligand-gated monoatomic ion channel activity; neurotransmitter receptor activity; transmembrane signaling receptor activity
Source: RefSeq, a predicted model, not a curated record